Messenger RNA from Closterium sp. NIES-65, 978 nucleotides. NCBI's taxonomy places the organism in Eukaryota, Viridiplantae, Streptophyta, Zygnematophyceae, Desmidiales, Closteriaceae. The record is from the annotation of a GenBank genome assembly.
AUGACGCACAAGCCGACAUCCUUGGCGGGAUGCUGUAACGCCAGCUCAGGUGCGAGCAGUGACGAGGAGGAAGGCGACGAGGACCACGGCGACGAGGGCAACGAGGAUUGGCCGGAGGACAGGCACAGUGACAGAGCAUCAAAAGUUAACGUACAUGCUGGCGGGAUCGACGAUGACGAGGGGCGGAUGCGGCCAAUCGGCUUGGGCGAUGAAGUGGAAGAGUGGCGCGCCAGGUACUCUUAUGACGACGGAGGUGCGGAUGCGGCGGAAUCUGCGGAUGCUGAUGCGCCUGGAACUGCGCAUGCUGCAGAUGAGGAAGCGGUGGCAACAGUGCAAGCCCCCGCGGCCACGAAUGCUGACUUCUUUGAAGGAGAAGAUGAGGACGACGACUUCUAUCGCCUCGAUGACGACGAUGUGCCUUUGUUGAAGAGGAAGUUGCGUCUUCAUCUGCGCAGCACCACUAAACGCACAAGGGUGGUGCUCUCAGACGACGACAUCCCUGUGGAGGAGCCUCAACACCGCCUUAGUGCUGCUGAGAAGGGGAAGAUGAAGAUUGUUGAAGGCCCAUCCAAUGAAUACCGUCGCCGCCGCACGUGGAAGGAGAAGAAAAAGAACGAUGGAUCAUCGGUUUCCACCAAGGGUGCGAAGAAGAAGAAGACCGCCCAGGGCAUGGAUUACAUUGUCGUCAACGAGAUGCACGUGAGCAACGAUGAGUAUGCCACGGCUGCAGGACCACUUCCCUCUUUCCCUGAGAACGCGAAGCCUAAAGACCUCACACUUCGUAACGCUGAUUCCCGUCCUCCAUCCCCACGCAGUCGAGGUGAGAAACAGACUAGGCGCUCUUGGAGCGUGCGUGAGAAGAUGAGGUGGGCGCGACGCUACAAGGAACCCAGCUCCCUCAAGAAGACAUUAUUUGAAUCCUCCGCCUCCGUUGCGUGCAUUCGACGAUGGGCUGCGCAGACGGAUUCAGGUGCGUAG